This is a messenger RNA of Adineta steineri, 3050 nucleotides long. NCBI's taxonomy places the organism in Eukaryota, Metazoa, Rotifera, Eurotatoria, Adinetida, Adinetidae. The record is from the annotation of a GenBank genome assembly.
GAGCCUGCCGGGUGAAUUUUCAAUUCACACAGGGACUCACUGUUGUACGCUUCAGUGAGAUGGCGACCCUGGGCUGCCGGUAGCCAAUCGUCUGACACUCGUGCUAGCAACUCGUAUGUCGGACGUUAAACCUCUUUGCUAAUGAAAAGAAGAAAAACAAGUGCGCGAACGCACAGAAUAGUGUAUUUUUUGGCGGGUGGAAUGUGAGGUCAUGUGUUAAACAAUCAAAAAAAGAACUUAUUAUUAAACAAAUGAAGAAAUAUCGGAUCCAAAUAGCUGCUCUUAGUGAAACAUGCAUUUAUGAUUCAGGGGUUAAACUGAUUAAUGAUUACAGUUUGAUCUAUUCUGGUUUACCAUCAACAAAUAAAACCAGAAAUGCACACGGAGUAGCCUUGUUAUUAGAUGAAAGUGCUACAAAGGUGUGGAAAAAUUCUGGAGCAGAAUGGGAAGCAAUCAGCGAAAGAAUUAUUAAAAUUAGAUUAGUAUGUACUCCAAUUAACAUUACUAUAAUUUCUGUUUAUUCACCAAUUAAUCCAGUUAAUAAACAAAUGACUGAAGCAAGUGAAAAGUUUUACAAUGAUUUACAAGAUACGGUAAACAAAAUCUCCACAGAUGAUAUGAUUAUAAUAAUGGGAGAUCUAAAUGCAAGGGUAGAAGGUGGUCAAGGACUACCAACAAUAAAUAACUGUGUUGGACCUUUUACAGUUGAUUCAGUAAAUGAAAAUGGAACAAAAUUAACGGAUUUCUGCAUGAUUAACAAUAUCAUUAUCGCAAAUACAUUCUUUGAACAUAAACCAGUUCAUCAGAUGUCUUGGAUGCACCCGAGCUCAAAGGUUUGGCACAUGCUCGAUUAUACUUUGGUGAACAAAAAAUAUAGAUCGAGUAUCGAGGAUGUUAGAAUGUUUAGAAGAGCUGCCGGGGCAAUAGGUACUGAUCAUCACCUAAUGCGUAUUAAAAUUAAACUUCAUCUUAAAACCAGAAGAAAAUUACAAGUGAGAAGAACCAAAUAUGAUUAUACAAAAUUUAAAAGUGAAAAGGCAUUGGCAAUGUUCCAAAAAGAUAUUAAUGAAACAUUGUCCGACGUAACUGGUAAGAAUAUUAAUUUUAAUGAAAAAUAUUCUUUAUUUGUAGAAAGUGUGAAAGAAAAUGCAGAGAAGCAUUUCAAACUAGACAAAAAUAAUAGUAAACGAAAAGAAUGGUUGACUGAUGAGAUAUUGCGGAUCGUAGAACAGAAGUCAACAGCCUUUAUUAACUGGCAAAAUCAUCGUGGUGACAAAUCAGAGGCAAUAUUCAGAAACAAAUAUAAACGUCUUCGAAAACUAGUUAAGACAAAAAUUGAUGCACGUCAGGUUGAAUAUUGGGAUGAAAUAUGUGAAGAAAUAGAGAAGAAUAUUAAAGUAAAUAAUCCAUCAGCAGCCUUCUCAAUAAUUAGACGGUUACGUGGAGGAAGGAAAAGUGUGGAAAACAUGCCAAUUCGCGACAAAAAUGGUAUGCUACUAGUCACAUCAUCUGAUCGAUUAAGACGCUGGCGGGAAUUCUUCAAUGAAUUACUCAAUGUUCCUCAAACACUCAACAGCGAUCUCAUCAAUGAAAUUUCAACUUCGUCGUUAUCCAAGGUGGAAGAGGAACGGCAAAAUGCUGUACCAUCUAUUGAAGAAAUUAGAAAAGCAUUAGGUCAAAUGAAAUCGAAGAAAGCACCUGGUCACGAUGAAAUAACAGCUGAUAUCCUUAAAGCUGGUGGUGAACCUAUAUGUAGGUGGCUUUAUGAAAUCUUUGAAGAGGUAUGGAGUAAAGAAGAAAUGGUGGAAGAUUGGAGUGUAGCCAUCCUUAUUCGGUUAUUCAAAAAAGGUGACAAACAGCUAUGUGAUAAUUACCGAGGAAUUUCAUUACUUAGUGUGAUUAGCAAAUUGUUUUCUCGCAUAAUUCUUAAUCGUAUUCAACAACUAAUUGACAAUCAACUAUUAGAAGCUCAAUCUGGUUUUCGUCCUAAUAGAUCAACAAUUGAUCAUAUUUUUAUAUUAAAAAUGAUAAUGGAAAGACGAAAAGAAUUUAACAAGCCCUUGUUUUUAUGUUUUAUUGAUAUUACCAAAGCUUACGACUCUGUGAAUCGUAAUUUAUUAUGGAAGGUGUGUAGAAAAUAUGGUAUAUCAGAAAAACUUGUAAAUCUUCUCAAAAUGUUAUACAAGAACUCAAAAGCAAAGGUGAGAAUUGAAGGUGAGGUAUCGGACAGUUUCUUAAUUGAAACUGGAGUUUUGCAAGGUGGUAUACCAUCUCCAAUUUUAUUCAACCUGCUGUUCGAUUUUAUCAUUAGAAAGGUUAUAGAUCAAGCUGGUGCUUCUGGAGUUCAAUUUGCAUAUGGAAAUGAUUUAGUUGUUAUGUGCGAAACAACAAAUGAUUUAGAAAUAUUCAUUAACACAUUUGAAAUAAUCACUCAAGAAUAUGGACUGGUUAUGAGUGUAAAGAAGACAUGUAUCAUGACAUUGCAACAAUAUGAAGAAGAUCAAAUGCGUAAAGUAUUGAAAAAUUUAGAAGUGAAUCAUCCUAUUAUUGAUCUAAAUAUUCGUAAUCAAAAAAUUGAUAAUGUUGAUUCAUUUACGUAUUUAGGCUGCAAUGUUACUAGAGACCAACGACCUGAUAAAGAAUUAGAUAUACGGCUAAGGAAAGCUGCUACAGCUUUUAACAUGCUGAGACAUGUGGUCGAUUAUGGUAUAGCUAUUACUGGUAUUGUGGAUGAAGAUUGCGUAACAUUACCAGUUCACUUAUCUGUUUCUGAAUGGGAUGAACCUAAUCCAACAUAUCAUGAAGAUCCUAAAGAAAUGCUUGGAAUUGUUACAGUAAAUAAUUUAACAAUUGGAUGUUUCUAUGCACUCUUGCGAUAUUCAUCUUACAAAUCUGUGCCGACUAGAGGAGAUGCCAAUGCUUUUCUACAAUCUAAUUUUGAUGAAAGACAUGAGUUUAUGGCAGUCAACACGGACUAUGUGUAUGAAGAUCCAAUGGCAAUAUUAUCAAGUGGAUCUGUGUACUAUCGUUGUGUUUUAAUAUCUGAGUAA